Molecule: messenger RNA, 572 nt
Organism: Colletotrichum phormii
Lineage: Eukaryota; Fungi; Ascomycota; Sordariomycetes; Glomerellales; Glomerellaceae
Exons: 1
Source: RefSeq, a predicted model, not a curated record
GAAGCCUCCCAAUACCGACACUUCCAUUUCCUCUUUGCAAUAUCGCUUCUUGCGACCGAGGAGAAAUAAAAGAUCCAACCUCAUACCGGGCGAAUAUCCUCAGAGCGAUCAACUUUCCCUGAGUGAAAGCUUAGUAUAGCAAAGGAUAUUGUUAUAUUUGCACGUUAGACCCCAGCAAAAGACCGCAAGCUUGCGGAUACCAAACGGCCUCUCUCAAUCUCAAUCGCAGAGAUCCAUGCCCCCCAUCAUCAAUAACGAUUCCGUCUUAUUCAUUUACUCAGGGCCCUCGGGGCUUGAGCCUUGAGGGGGGAGCUGGGAGCUUGUCCGACCACCCUUACCCCACACUCGAUGGGGGCGCGCUGUCACCCUGUCACAAGAGAAACCCACAUUCUUCUGGAAGCUCGCGUCCAACCGGAGUCUCAACAGCCAGCAGGGGUCUCGCUCGUUUCCUCGGUGAAAGAGAGGGGAGCCACGGCGGUAGGGGAGGGGAGGGGAUGGUUGGAGAUUGAAAGGGGGGCGGCUGCAGCAGUUCUUCGUUAUAGCGUUAUAUGUGGCGUUGCCUAUGAUAAGAU